This is a messenger RNA of Scomber japonicus (chub mackerel), 2471 nucleotides long. RefSeq names its product adrenoceptor alpha 1D (gene adra1d). Gene Ontology annotation, biological process: positive regulation of cytosolic calcium ion concentration; phospholipase C-activating G protein-coupled receptor signaling pathway; adenylate cyclase-activating adrenergic receptor signaling pathway. NCBI's taxonomy places the organism in Eukaryota, Metazoa, Chordata, Actinopteri, Scombriformes, Scombridae. Gene Ontology annotation, molecular function: alpha1-adrenergic receptor activity. The coding region runs from base 76 to 1584 and encodes 502 amino acids. The transcript is spliced from 2 exons. The record is from RefSeq and is a predicted model, not a curated record. Gene Ontology annotation, cellular component: membrane.
UGAGACUGAAAUAAUGCCCAACACACUGCUUUCCUCAUUGAACUUACUCUAAAGUUCUCUUUAUGGCGUUUCAAAAUGACAGACUCUAGCUUGAGGAACGAAAGCAACUAUGGGAUCUAUUUCACUGAAGCUUUCAAUGGAUCUGUUUUGGAUCAUAUAUUUCCCAACAACAGCAACACGACGUGCAGGAACUUCACAUUGGACUCACAGGUUGUCGGGGUUGGGAUAUUUCUCUCCGUUUUUAUUUUGGUGGCAAUUGUUGGGAACAUUUUGGUUAUCCUGUCUGUGGUGUGUAAUAAACAUUUACAGACUGUCACAAACUAUUUCAUUGUCAAUUUAGCUAUGGCAGACCUGCUGUUGAGUAUUAUUGUGCUGCCUUUCUCUGCGUCUUUGGAAGUGUUGGGAUGCUGGGUGUUUGGCCGUGUUUUCUGUAACAUUUGGGCAGCGGUGGAUGUGCUCUGCUGUACCGCAUCCAUCCUCAGCCUCUGCAUCAUCUCCAUCGACCGGUACAUAGGUGUGAAACACUGUCUUAAAUACCCCAGUAUAAUGACAGAGAGGAAGGCAGUGGCUAUUUUAAUCAUAGUUUGGGUAUCAUCCACUGUUAUCUCUGUCGGACCGCUGCUGGGAUGGAAGGAACCACCGCCUGUCGAUGAGAGCAUCUGCAAGAUCACAGAGGAACCGGGAUACGCGCUCUUCUCCUCGCUCUUCUCUUUCUACCUCCCGCUCAUGGUCAUUCUCAUCAUGUAUUUUAGGGUCUAUGUGGUGGCCCGCAGGACUACUAAGAGUUUAGAAGCGGGUGUCAAACGAGAGAGAAAUAAGUCGAUGGAAGUGGUCCUUCGGAUACACUGUCGCAGCGUGCUGGAGGAUGCGCGUCCGGACAGCUCAAAGAGCAACAAAAACCACCCGUUUCGAAGUUCGCUAUCUGUGCGGCUGAUGAAGUUUUCCAGGGAGAAAAAAGCUGCUAAAACCCUCGCCAUCGUCGUGGGGAUGUUCAUCCUGUGUUGGCUACCCUUUUUCUUCCUUCUACCCAUGGGUUCCUUCUUCCCGUCACUGAAGCCAUCUGAAACUGUGUUCAAAGUGGUCUUUUGGCUGGGCUACUUCAACAGCUGCAUAAACCCCAUGAUUUACCCCUGCUCCAUUAAAGAGUUCCAGCGGGCUUUCACUCGGCUCCUCAGGUGCCAGUGUCACCACAGACGGAGGGUCCUGCGUCGCUUCUACGACCAAAGGUGGCGGACAGCUGUCAGGGGAAUGACAAGGGAUCAGAGAGGAGAAUAUAAACCUGGCUAUACUGUGCAUGAAUCCUGUGGCAGCUCUUUGUUACACAAGGGGAAAGGGCGCUCGCUAAGUUUCAAGAGAUGGAACCUGUUUCCACCGCUGGAAAAGUCCUCCUUCCAGCUCAAAGAGAAAGUGAACAAUCUGUCAAAUAAAAUCAAGGGAGGGACGGGAAAAGGUGCCACACCUGCAGUGGGCCGGAUUGAAAUAGUCGACACAGUCUCUAUGGGGAUUUACAAUGCCUGUGAGCAGAGCAGUUAUCAGUUCUAUGAUCUGGCAGAAUGUUAUGGCCUGAAAGAGACUGACAUUUAGAGGGGCACCAGAGAAUGUUUUAUUUAUUUUCAAAGAGCCAUGUUGGACCAACAUGUAAGACAGACUGAUAGGACGUAAUUUUGUGCUCACAAAAUAUCUGAGAAUCAAAGCUCGAUCAAAGUUGUGGACCAAGAAUGAUGGCUUGAGCCCAGCAUAAACAGGACUAAAUCUUUUUAUCAAUCCCUCAUGACCAUCGUGUUUAUUUAGAUGAAAAGUCUUGUGAACAGCUUAAAGCUGUGUUUUUGGAAGUGGACACAAAAGUAGCCAGCUCCUUGGGCUUUAUUUUACCGCUGGUACUUGGAAGCACUGUGUGUUGGUGCUCCUUGGCCUACAUUUCAUCUGUGUAUGCACUUUUGACAUCUUUAUCAUUAUUAUUAUUCUUUCUUUACAUUUAUGUCAGGCAGUCUCCAUGUUUUUAUUAGCCAUCUGACACUGUGUGAUGACUGUGAUUCAGCUGAUUAAAAAAUAAAUGAAUCACACAACUGUACCCAAACAAAAAACAAAAGUUUUGAGGCUGUAACAAAGGGACAUUAAAAUCAUGAGAGCAAUUUCUGUUGUUGCUAAAAUGUCUGAAAUUAAUCAAAUGUAAUAUGUUAGAAUGAAUUAUGAUACUUCAUCUAUCAUUUUGUUUUGACAAGGCAUUGUAAAGAUAAGGAGCCAGCUACAAAUUAAAGUGCUGCACAGUAUUUAUUAUAAGUGUUGGAUUUAUAACUUGACUUCUUCCGACUGACAUGUUCACUUGUUCAAAUACAAAUCCAUACAUAUACUUGGCCCACCUAACUGUAAUUUGCAUCGCCAAGUUAGUGCUAAUGUGAAAUGAACAUGCUUCUUUUGUUUUUUCUGAUGUUAUGUUUGUUUAUGUCAAAUGAAAAGCAAAAUAAAAAGGG